This is a messenger RNA of Tachysurus fulvidraco (yellow catfish), 2472 nucleotides long. RefSeq names its product extracellular calcium-sensing receptor-like. Bases 1 to 2472 code for a protein of 823 amino acids. Lineage: Eukaryota; Metazoa; Chordata; Actinopteri; Siluriformes; Bagridae. Gene Ontology annotation, biological process: G protein-coupled receptor signaling pathway. The transcript has 6 exons. Gene Ontology annotation, molecular function: G protein-coupled receptor activity. The record is from RefSeq and is a predicted model, not a curated record. Gene Ontology annotation, cellular component: membrane.
AUGGCAAAGGGAGACAAUUGCCAUAUCCUGGAAAACCCAACUUAUCCUCUGCUAUCUAAAGAUGGAGAUGUAAUAAUUGGAGCUGUCUUUUCAAUACAUGAUGGUACACAGAUGCAGUCACUGCCAUAUAUUGAAAAACCUCAAUCUUUAAUCUGCAUUAGAUUUAACCUAAGAGAAUUGCGCCUUGCUCAGACCAUGACUUAUGCAAUUGAUGAAAUCAAUAGAAGCAACACCCUGCUCCCAAAUAUCUCAAUUGGUUACAUGAUUUAUGACAACUGUGGUUCAAGAAUGUUAUCUAUGAAAGCAGCCAUGGCUUUGAUGAAUGGUCAAAACAUGGAAUCAGAUGAUUCCUGCUCUGGAGAAGCAGUAGUACAAGCCAUCAUCGGAGAGUCAGAAUCUACUCCUACUAUAGCACUUACAAAAACUACAGGACCUUUUCAGAUCCCAGUGAUAAGUCAUGCUGCCACAUGUGAAUGUCUAAGCAACAGAAAAGAGUAUCCAUCUUUCUUUAGGACCAUAGCAAGUGAUUACUAUCAGAGUAGAGCUCUGGCAUAUUUGGCCAAGCACUUUGGCUGGUCUUGGGUGGGAGCUGUGAACAGUGAUAAUGAUUAUGGGAACAAUGGAAUGGCUAUUUUUCUGAAAGCAGCCAAAGAGGAGGGAAUAUGUGUUGAGUACUCUGAGAAGUUUGACCGGUCAGACACUGCCAAAAUCAUGAAAGUGGCCGAUAUUAUUAAGAAAGGCACAGCCAAAGUAAUUAUCAUGUUUCUCGCCCAUUUUGAUAUGAACAUUCUAAUAGAUCACCUAAUUCUAAACAACGUCACUGGCUACCAGAUGAUUGGUGUUGAGGCAUGGGUUACUGCUGUUAAUCUGGUCACACCAGCAAGUUACAACAUAUUGGCUGGAUCCAUUGGUUUUGAUGUGGGAAAAUUAAACAUUGCUAAUUUUGCUGAUUAUGUUGUAAACGAAUUUUGGCAAACAGUUUUCCCUUGCUUGCAAAUGGAGGGAAACAUUUCUGAAAUUGAAAACAACUGCAGAAAAUAUAAAGAUAUGAUUCCGUUUAAAAACUACAAUGAAGACAUAUCAGAAUUAAGAUAUGCAAAAAAUAUAUACAGUGCAGUUUAUGCUAUAGCACAUUCUCUACACAGCCUGUUGAGAUGCAGAGAAAACAUGAGUUGUGAGAAAGGCAAGACAAUACAAUCAUGGCAGGUUAUUGAAGCUCUAAAAAAGGUUAACUUUACCACCAAAUUAGGUGAACAGGUGUGGUUCGACAACACUGGGGCAACGGCUGCAAAGUAUGAUGUGGUGAACUGGCAACGAGGGUUUAAUGGAGAAGUGGAGUUUAAGGUUGUGGGCUAUUACGAUGCCUCACUGCCAAGUGGACAACAGUUUGUGCUAAACACUGAAGAUAUAGUAUGGGCUGGAGAAAAAAAAGAGAAGCCGAGGUCUGUGUGCAGUGAGAGCUGUCCUCCAGGAACCAGGAAAGCUGCACAGAAAGGAAGGCCUGUCUGCUGCUAUGACUGUAUACCAUGUGCAGAAGGAGAGAUCAGUAACCAGACAGAUUCAAAUAACUGUGAGCUGUGUCCAGGAGAAUAUUGGUCUAAUGCUGUGAGAGAUAAAUGUGUGUUAAAGGUCAUAGAGUUUCUUUCAUUUACAGAGGUCAUGGGAAUAAUACUGGUAUUUUUUUCUUUGGCUGGAGCUGCACUUACUGUGCUAGUAGCUGUUUUGUUUCUUAUAGAAAAAGACACUCCCAUUGUUAAAGCCAACAACUCUGAGCUGAGCUUCCUGCUGCUCUUCUCUCUGACUCUGUGCUUCCUAUGUUCACUUACUUUCAUCGGUCAGCCCUCUCAGUGGUCCUGUAUGCUGCGUCACACAGCGUUUGGGAUCACCUUUGUCCUCUGUAUCUCCUGUGUUCUGGGGAAAACAGUAGUGGUGUUAAUGGCCUUCAGGGCUACACUUCCAGGAAGUAAUGUCAUGAAAUGGUUUGGGCCUCUACAGCAGAGACUCAGUGUCCUCACCUUCACUCUCAUACAGGUUCUUAUCUGUGUCCUUUGGUUAACAGUUUCUCCUCCUUUCCCAUACAAAAACAUGAACUACUACAAGGAAAAGAUCAUAUUAGAAUGUAGCUUGGGCUCAGCUAUAGGUUUCUGGGCUGUGUUGGGGUAUAUAGGAGUUCUAGCUUUCCUGUGUUUUGUUUUAGCUUUUCUAGCUAGGAAGCUGCCUGAUAAUUUUAAUGAAGCUAAAUUCAUCACAUUCAGCAUACUGAUAUUCUGUGCAGUUUGGCUUACUUUUAUUCCAGCUUAUGUGAGUUCACCUGGAAAAUUUACCGUAGCUGUGGAGAUAUUUGCUAUUCUGGCCUCCAGUUUUGCUUUACUAUUCUGUAUAUUUACACCUAAAUGUUAUAUUAUUCUGUUUAAACCCGAACUGAACACAAAGAAAAAUAUGAUGGGGAAAAGUACAUCCAAAUCACUUUGA